This is a messenger RNA of Uranotaenia lowii, 497 nucleotides long. Its product is annotated as 60S acidic ribosomal protein P2-like. Gene Ontology annotation, biological process: cytoplasmic translational elongation. Lineage: Eukaryota; Metazoa; Arthropoda; Insecta; Diptera; Culicidae. Gene Ontology annotation, molecular function: structural constituent of ribosome. The transcript has a single exon. The coding region runs from base 24 to 359 and encodes 111 amino acids. Gene Ontology annotation, cellular component: cytosolic large ribosomal subunit; ribosome. The record is from RefSeq and is a predicted model, not a curated record.
UUCAAGUUUGAACCUCAAACAAAAUGCGUUACGUGGCUGCAUACCUUUUGGCUGUCCUCGGUGGAAACGCCUCGCCCUCCAAUGCCGACAUCGAGAAAAUCCUGAGCUCGGUCGGUAUCGAGGCCGAUUCGACUCGUGUCACCAAGGUGGUAAACGAGCUGAAAUGCAAGUCGAUCGAUGAACUGAUCGCUUCCGGUCGCGAGAAGCUGUCGUCGAUGCCAGCCGGUGGUGGUGGUGCUCCAGCUGCUGGAGGUGCCGCUGCUGCUGCUGGUGGAGCUGCCCCCGCCGAGGAGAAGAAGGAGGAAAAGAAGGAAGAGUCGGAGUCCAAAGACGACGACAUGGGAUUCGGUCUCUUUUAAUAGAGAAUUCACUUAAUUUCCAUCGCGAUGUGCGGUGAUGUUUCGUGGAAACCGAUAAGCCCUGGUCUGAUUGUAACCCAUGUGUACAAUGAAAAAUGUUAUUUAUUUCUGUGAAAUAAAUUUCAAGGACAAAUAAAA